GAGCGUGAGGGGUGGAACAGUUCGUGCUGAAGGCCUGUUUCCUAGGCUACAAACGAGGGACUGGUUCCUUAUUCGUGCCUAGGGGAAAGUCCCCGGACCCUUGGCAGAGAGUGCCGCGUGCGCGUGCACGUUGACUUUCCCUGCUUCGCACAGUAAUGUCCGCCAAGAAGCGCUCCCGUCUGCGGCGGGGGAGCUGAGCGGCGUGUUGGCGGGGCGUCGUCCGUCAGCAUUUCUAGUUACGCAGGCAGUGCGCCUGUGCGCACCAACCACACGGGGCUCAUUCUCAGCGCGGCUUACUUUUAGAGAUGUGAGUAAGCCUUCCUCUUAGGAGGGCUUGUGCCGGGCUCCUGUUGCUCGUUCAGACAGGGAACUGCUUUCCACGUCCCUUAGCACACCUCCUGGCUCUAGCAGGCACUCAACGAAUCCUUGCUGAAUGAAAUACAACCCAACAGGAAUCCCCACCGUGACCCAGGCCUGGGGACUGUGGGCCCUCCUAGGGGCUGCGAUGCUGCUGCUUCUCAUCUCAGUGGCUGCGCACUUGUUCCGAUGGGCUAGUGGCCGGAGCAAGAGCCGUCCGGGACAGGGACGCUCUGGAGAAUCUGUGGAAGAGGUCCCCCUAUAUGGGAACCUGCCUUAUCUUCAGACUGGUCGGCUGGCUCGAGAACCAGGGCCAGACCAGCAAGAUCCAACUCCUAGAGGCCCCGUCACGGCUGCAGAGAAAGUGAUGUGCUAUACCAGCCUGCAGUUGCAGCCUUCUCAGGGCCAUAUCCCCAGCCCCGGAACCCCCAUCAAGUACUCAGAGGUGGUGCUGGAUUCUGAACCAAAGCCCCAGGCCUCGGGCCCCGAGCCGGAGCUGUACGCCUCAGUGUGUGCCCAGACCCGCAGGACGCGGGCUUCCUUCCCAGACCAGGCCUACGCCAACAGCCAGCCUGCACCCAGCUGAGAUGGAAGGGCUGGCAGAGUGGGACAAGCAUCGCCCCAGCCUCCUCUGCUGCAGGGGUUACUGCUACCCUGCCCUGGCAUGACUGUUUCCCAACCACCCCCCAAAGACAGGUAGCCAAGGUCCAGUCGCAGGAGGUCAUGUUUCCCAAACUUCCCCUCUAAGCUGUGAGGGAGACAUCUCAGGGGAAUAAGUCGGUCCUCAGUUUCUUGGGGAUGGAGGAAACAAAGGCAGUGGCCCCCUCUCCAUCUCUCUCUCUCUCUUUCCGAUCUUUUCCUCUAAGGCCCCAAGCUCCCAAGUUUCUCACUUCCUCCUCCUUAUGGAUUUUAGCCAGAUCCUCUCUGCUCCAGCCCCCUAAAAUUUUCCCCUUUAGUGUCCCCUCAGAUACAGGAAGUGGGCAGUGGUGGAGGGGAUAACAGCCUGAGAGGAGAAGGGUGGGCAUACUCCUUGGGAGCCCACAGUCUGGAGGGAUCCUGGAACCUAGUGACCUGAGGAACCCAAGCCUGGCUUCUUAUCUGAGAACCCUGGCUGGAGAAUACCAGUCCACAUCCUGCUCUGUUAUGUUCUCAAGUUUCAAAUAAAACUUC
Messenger RNA from Mirounga angustirostris (Northern elephant seal), 1527 nucleotides. RefSeq names its product signaling threshold regulating transmembrane adaptor 1 (gene SIT1). Gene Ontology annotation, biological process: signal transduction; regulation of T cell activation; T cell homeostasis. Gene Ontology annotation, cellular component: plasma membrane. Gene Ontology annotation, molecular function: kinase binding. The coding region runs from base 434 to 943 and encodes 169 amino acids. Lineage: Eukaryota; Metazoa; Chordata; Mammalia; Carnivora; Phocidae. The transcript is spliced from 6 exons. The record is from RefSeq and is a predicted model, not a curated record.